Messenger RNA from Pecten maximus, 3042 nucleotides. RefSeq lists its product as uncharacterized. NCBI's taxonomy places the organism in Eukaryota, Metazoa, Mollusca, Bivalvia, Pectinida, Pectinidae. The transcript has a single exon. The coding region runs from base 121 to 2517 and encodes 798 amino acids. The record is from RefSeq and is a predicted model, not a curated record.
AUCAUAAGAUCGGUUCGACAGCUGGUGUAUUAUAGCGUAGGAAAUGAAGGCCAAUCUGCUAUCUUAAUGGAGGAUUCUUAUUAAGACUUUCAUUUGGGAAUUAUUGCAGCAGUAGUAUUCAUGAUCAUUCCGAAAAAUCCAAUGGAAAUGUGGAUAAAUAUUUUUCUGUGUCUGUGUGGAAUAUCCUCACUACACGGCGGAGGGUGGGGUUACACCCCUCCGGAAGGCAUUGGGGCGAUGUGUGCCGCUAACGUCACCAGAGACACCAGUGUACCAUGUGACUACUCCUCACGACGUGAACAAUAUUGGAGGACCAGUGUCAAUGAUGAUCAACCUUGCAAACUGAAAAUUAAGAAAAGAUCUCUUGAUAAUUUCCAACGAAAAUACACACAUCUCAAGUUUAAUUUUGCUCAACUACUCCUGAAGUUUAGGAUAAAUGAUACGGCGGUAUCGGUUUCCUCUACGAAAUGUGUAAUUCAACCCCUGAAUUGGGCAUGGACCCACAGAGGACAAAAAGGCGCGUACAAAGCUCUUUUCUGGCCACGUGAUUAUUCGAUAUUAUCUCUAGGAACGCUAAAAAGAAAUUUUUUCGGUCCAUACUGUGUGUUCAUUGACAUGCAAGGCAAUUGUUCUUCUUUUGUAAUUGGAGAAAUGAAUACAACACUAGCGAUAGUUCAUGCACUUUCCGAACUGAUACCUGAAAAGAAAACGGACCAUCUUCCGUUCGGAAUGGUGGAAGAUACCAAUAUGUGGUGUUAUACGAAGAUGGUUAAUAUAACCGACACAAUGCGUUCCCUAUGUCGAUAUACCAUUUGUCCACAGAACACGGUGGGCUAUUCCUGCUGCAAACACGACUUCCAUACUAAAUCCCUACAUUGUAACGGAGAGCCGUUCCGGUACUUCAAGUUUUGGUGGGAACUACCGUAUGUUAUUGGUAGCGUUGUAUUCCUAUUUUUCCCGCUCUUUUUUAUUGCAAUAUCGGAUAGGCUAUAUCGGAUAUUGAGGAACCAAAAAUCAAUGAGUUACAAACCAAAUGAACAAGAGGGUUACGAAUGGAUCUCGGAGAACCAUGUGUGUUUCAGCGCGGCUCUGUUCUCCCCGUUUCAAGGUCUUGUCAUCCGACACAUGGUUGCCGUGUCGAGAUUUGUCAGGUUCGCAUUCUCAUUGUGCACGGUGUUUAUAACCGCUAUUUACCUAAUCGUGGUAUGGAAGACUUACUCUCUACGUUUAUUUCAUAUAGAUCUUGUUAAAAACCACGUGACAACUGACGUAAAUUCUAUGCUUUCUGGUUUCGAGAUGAGUCGCCAGAACUUUCUGACGCUGUUUGGUGGUCCAUAUGUUGCGUUCAGCAUGUUCUUACUUCUCUUUGCGGCGCUGUUAUCAGUCCCGAAAAGUUUGGCAAUUUUAUUAGAGUCAGGCUUACCAGAUCCCUCUCCGGAACACUUAUCUCCUCUAUGUGUAGACAUGAACACUGUAUCUACUCUAGGGUCUACACAAUCUCUACAUACAACCAUCGGCUACAAUAAAAUAUAUAGAACUUUACUGGCCCAAAUGGCAAUGUUGUUCAAUCCAGAAUUCUGGAGAUUCGUUCUGAAAUGCCAGAUAAAGAGAUGGAUAAGUUUCAGUGAAUAUUCAUCCCCGUGUAAAUUUCGCGUGUUUCUAGUGUACUUCGUCACACUUCCGGUAUUCGCGGUGACGUGUGUGCUGGAAUGGAUCACUUGCAUUCUGUAUUACGGACUUCCGAUAGUUUUUGUAAAUGUAAUAGUGUAUAGAGCUUAUUGCUCGAACAUAAAACGGUAUUUGCGUAGCACCAAUGGAAGUAUCACAAAACAUUUUACUUUUCUAUUCAUAUGUUUGAUCGCGAUUGUUUUGUUGUACUGUUGCUACAUCUUACAUAUAUUAUUUGUGUAUAGUUUUGUAUUGGUAGCUCGCACCGCCAUAUUUACGUACACUGGUUUCGUAGCCUACCCGGAACACUACCGUAACUACCUUAUAUGUUAUCUUAGCGUCGCCAUAUACAUCGUGGAGUCCAUUCGAUCCAUGAAACUCACGUACGACGAGCUGUUUGAUCAAACCAAACUGGUGUGUGAUAUUAUGAUGGACGACGUUAUGUACAAUGGUUCAAGCAUCAUAAAGACAGUAGAAUCGAAAAUCUUUAUUCCUCAGCGUUUAUUCAAUUUUGUUAUCAGCCAUCAAAAACCUUUGAGAAUUGAAACUUUCUUAAUGUUCUUCAGACUGUUAAUUACUAUCAUGGUGAUCUAUAUGUCCGUAGUAAUGCUGGUCAUAUUUGACACGUUUGACCACAUGAACGUGUUGACCGAAAUUGGAACAACGGUUGUCAUCUGUAUGGCGCCUAAGGUUUUACGAAGUGCCUUUAAAUGUUCCGGAUAUAGUAAUGAAGUGGAGGAGCGACAGACCAUCAAGCUAUGGGUGGUUGACUACCUGAAUGAAUUUACAUCCAAUAUGGAUAGACAUGUACAGGAAAGGGAUAAAUCGAUGUCUCUUGCUGUUUUGUGAAGUACUACAUCACCUGGACACUGCUAUUGGUAUUUUUUAUUAUAGCAUUUUUACCAGUGAAUUAUCGAAAAUUAUUCAUUCUAUAAAAGUGAUAUUUUUAACUAGUGAAAAAUAUCACCUUUUUUCUGAUUUGAUCAAUUAGAACACUGCUUACAAAUGACAAAUUUUAAAAGAUUUGCAUAUAGCUCUCCGUCAUUUUCAUGACGUCAUAAUGCAAGAUAAUAUAUAUUACGUCACGAUUUGGCGUACAUUUGUGAGCCGUUGACAGGGGACCGCAAUGAUUUUGGGAGAGAUUGAGCUGCCUCAGUGUAUUUUGCUUUAAAAUGUAAUAAACAGAGUAUCUAACAGUAUCAUCAGUAACACCAAAUACAUUUCACUCGUGUGGCUAAUAUUUUAUAUUACUGAAGACACUGUUAGAUAUCCUCUCUAUCUUUUGAACUGUGAAUAAAUAUACACUAUAGACAGUCUGAUAACUGAAUAUUGGAAUGAUUUAAUGAUAUGGACAUUACAAUUUUAAUAUGUUUA